AUGGCGGCGAUAAAGCAGCCGGAGAGGGAACUAACCAGAAUUUAUGUUUUUGUACGAAAUAUUCACAAAGAAUUCAUGUGUGUUGCAGUCUCGGCAGCAGAUGGGACACAUGGGACAGCAACAGAUGGGACAGCCACAGAUGGGACUACCACAACAGAUGCCACUAAUGGGACCACCACAUCAGCAGGCUCACCAGCCACAGUCUCUGAUGGGACCACCACAGAUGCCAGCACCAAUGUUGUCAUGCUCACCGAUGGCCACCUCACCCAUGGGCAAGUCACCCAGUUCCACAGGACAGCAGCAGCCCUACUCACAGCCACAGUACUCACAGAAACAGCACAGAAACAGCAGUGGCAGCCCAAAUCAACACCAUCACAGCAGGUAGCCACUACUUCAACAUACACUGCCUUGCAGCCUGCAAAAUCGAGUAGCUACUCUGCACUCUCAGCUGCAUUCACAGACUACCCCAGCCUUGACACACCACGACCUGCACCAGUAACACCAGGGGGUACCCACAGAACAGAGACCCAGGACACAAGUGGGGACUUGAGUUUGAGUUUUACAGGAUUAAUGGACACAGAUCAUCCAUCAGUGUAAUGUGUCCAUAAAUUAUGUUAAGUCUUGUAUGUUUUUGUACUUGUAUUAUGUUAGAAGUUUAAAGUUUGAAGUUUAUUGAAACUCAACGAGCAACCUUCCUUGGGUUGAUGAUUCUUUAUAGAUUUAUUGUAGAUAAUUUCAAAUUUUAUGUGAUUAUAAUAAUUUUGUAUGCACUGUUGUAUGUUCUCAUCAACCUUUUUUUGUUGUUAAAACUUUUGUUUGUUUCAAUAUCAAUAAAGUAAAUGUUUGACAUUUUAAUGUCAAAUUGAUGUACGGAGAUAUUAUAAUUCAGAGUAAUCUCAUGGCAUCACUUUCAAAUAUU
Amblyraja radiata (thorny skate) is the source of this 919-nucleotide messenger RNA. Its product is annotated as cell wall protein SED1-like. The record is from RefSeq and is a predicted model, not a curated record. The transcript is spliced from 3 exons. NCBI's taxonomy places the organism in Eukaryota, Metazoa, Chordata, Chondrichthyes, Rajiformes, Rajidae. The coding region runs from base 1 to 597 and encodes 198 amino acids.